This is a messenger RNA of Paralichthys olivaceus (Japanese flounder), 1393 nucleotides long. The record is from RefSeq and is a predicted model, not a curated record. Lineage: Eukaryota; Metazoa; Chordata; Actinopteri; Pleuronectiformes; Paralichthyidae.
UCCACAGAUCCAGUCCAGUGUUUGACAGUGAUCCAGGGAGUCCCGAUCCACGGAGCCCGUGCUCCGGGGUUUGUUUGUGUGUCCGCUCGCAGCCUGGAGGCCCUGGUUGUUGUGUGUGUGUGUUUGUGUGUGUUUGUGUUUGUGUGUUUCCUCCUCUCGUGGACUAUCACGGAUCCGUCUCGUCCUCAUCCGGACCCGAGCAGCGGCUCCUUCAUGGGACCGUGUCCCGCAGCCGGCCUCCUCUCUCCGGGAUGUGACCGUGUGGCGGCUGCGCUCCGCUGAGCUGGGAGCACGUUGACUGGAGUCGCCUCCUCGCUCCUCCUCGCUCCUCCUGGUCUGGACCUUGUAGCAGUUUCUCCGGGGUUGUCGGGCCCCAUGGAGUGUACAUGAACCGGCUCGGAUAGGGAUUCCUACCGGGGAGACGAUGUGGGGACCAGGGAGGAGACGCGGGGACCAGCCCUGAGGAGGCGUCCUGUGGCUGGGAGGAGCACGGCCCUCCUGUGGCCCUCCUGCGGCGCUCCGGGACGCUCCUACUAAGAUGUCCCUCAGCAGCGGCCCUGCAGGCGGGAAAGGUGUGGACUCUAACGCGGUGGACACGUACGACAGCGGUGAUGAGUGGGAUAUCGGUGUUGGCAAUCUGAUAAUUGACCUAGACGCUGACCUGGAGAAGGACAAACUAGAGAUGUCGAGCAGUAAGGAGGGAGGGGGCAUGGCCGCCCCUCCCAGCUCUGUGGCUGCUUUACCUGACAAUAUAAAGUUUGUUAGUCCUGUGGCUGCCACGCAGGCCAAAGAGAGCAAAUCCAAAUCCAAGCGCAGUAAAAACUCUAAGGACAGCAUUAAGGCCCCGGUCUCAGACGGAGCCAAGAAAGAGAUUCAGGGUCGGGCCCCCGGGGACCCCCCACCCCAGAACCCCAACUCUACCCCUCCUAAGGGAACUGACAAAUCUAGUAAACCCUCCCGUGCCCUCCCUGCUGUGAAAAAGGACAAGGACGGGAUAUCUGGGAAAACUAAGAAGGAGAAAAUGGAGGUUGUAGCCACAGGAGUGGUUAACACUGAGAAGGAAACCCUGGCCCCCAUCCUGCCAUUGGGGGCCCCUCGCGGCGGCCCGUUCGAGGGCCAAGAAAACCCUGAGUUAGCUGCAGCCGAGCAGCUUGGGAAUAUGGCACUGGACUCGGCAGGGAUUGGUCAGCCUGUCGCCAUGACAACAGAGCAGGAGGAGGUGGACGGCGGUGAAUGCCGAAAUCUGAAGAAAGUCGUAGGUGGUGAGAAGGUAAGAGGAGCCGUUUAUUGUCCAUCUCAAUCAAAUGUUUGGUUGUUUGUACAGCAGCUGGUGAUCAUGGAGGAUGAACCACUGUUACUCUCUCCUCAUUAUUCACAAAUCAAAGACAAGUAA